AUGGCAUCUGCCCAACCCACAGAGAUGAAAGCCUGGCUCUACUCCAGCACAAGAAAUGGGCUAGAAAAGAACCUCAAUUUCGACGCGUCGGCACGCGCGCCGCCAGCCGUGCACGGCAACAAUGUCCUAGUCCAAGUCCUCUCAGCUUCCCUGAACCCAGCAGACUUCAAGGUCCCCGAAAUGGGCUUAGUAGCACGCAAAUUUGUCAUUGGCACACCGGCUUCACCGGGAAUGGACUUCUGCGGACGCGUGGUCGUCACCGGCGAUGCCGCGACCGAGUUUUCUCCCGGCCAGCUCGUGUACGGAUGUCUCAGCAAGCCGGGGCAAUUCGGCUCUUUGGGCGAGUACCUAGUGGCAUCUGCAAGUUUGCUUGCGCCCGUGCCGGAGGGCGUGGAGGUUGAUCAUGCGGCCGCCAUCGGUAUUGCGGGACAGACGGCGUACCAGUCACUGGCUGGGUAUGUUAAUGCUGGCGAUAAGUUGGGGUGUCAUGUCACGACUACUUGUUCGACGAAGAAUGUGGAGUUUUGUCGUGGGCUCGGCGCUGAUGAGGUUAUUGACUACUCGGUUGAGACGGAUUUGGUUGCUACACUGCGCAAUCGUGGAGUCAUCUUCGAUCAUAUUAUUGAUCAUAUUGGAUACCCUGCGCCGAUGUAUCGUGAGUCCCAUCACUUCUUGGCGGCUGGGAAGGCGUUUGUGCAGGUUGGGGCGUCGGCCAUGGGGACUUUUGUUGAUAGGUUGAUUUGGCCUGCUUUCCUGGGUGGCGGGAAAAGAAAAUAUGUUAUCUUCUUCUUCAAGAAUACCCGUGAGGAUCUUGUGAGGAUUGGGGAAUGGGUGCAGAAGGGGGCUGUCAAAAUUCAGCUGGAUACUGCCUAUGAGUUUGAGGAUACUGUUCAAGCAUUUGAAAAACUUCGCUCUGGCCGGGCUAGAGGCAAGAUUAUUGUGCAUGUCGCUAAGCCAUGA
Messenger RNA from Penicillium coprophilum, 960 nucleotides. RefSeq names its product NAD(P)-dependent alcohol dehydrogenase. Gene Ontology annotation, molecular function: oxidoreductase activity. The transcript is spliced from 2 exons. Gene Ontology annotation, cellular component: mitochondrion. The record is from RefSeq and is a predicted model, not a curated record. Lineage: Eukaryota; Fungi; Ascomycota; Eurotiomycetes; Eurotiales; Aspergillaceae. The coding region runs from base 1 to 960 and encodes 319 amino acids.